GCACGUUUUCAAACCGAGAGGAGGGCAGGCCAGGGCAGCAGCACAUGACCAUUCUCCGACGUGAAGCGAACAACUAAACCCGUCUCCCAACAGCUCCGUUAGGUUAGGACACUCUGUUCCGGUGUGAUGGCGACCCCCCUCUGGGUGUUGGUGGUGCUCGUGUCUGGGGCGGCUGCGGGACUCUUCUUUAGCGGGGACCAGCCUUGCUACCGGCCCCGUCCCCGGGGGAACGGCUUCGGACUGAGGACCUCACCUCGUCCUCACGAACUGAUGAACCUCUCCGACCUUCCCAUAUCAUGGGACUGGAGAAACGUUAACGGCACCAACUUUGUGAGCACAACCCGGAAUCAGCACAUUCCUCAGUACUGCGGCUCCUGCUGGGCCCACGGCAGCACCAGCGCCAUGGCAGACCGUAUAAACAUAAAGAGGAAGGGGGCGUGGCCGUCGGCCUACCUGUCCGUUCAGAACGUGGUGGACUGCGGGGGCGCCGGGUCCUGCCACGGGGGGGACCACUCGGGGGUCUGGGAGUACGCCAACACGAACGGCAUCCCCGACGAGACCUGCAACAACUACCAGGCCAAGGACCAGAAGUGCAAACCCUUCAACCAGUGCGGCACGUGCACCACCUUCGGGAAGUGCAACAUCAUCAAGAACUACACCCUGUGGAAGGUGGGCGACUACGGCGCCGUCAGCGGCCGCGAGAAGAUGAUGGCCGAGUUGUACGCCGGAGGGCCAAUCAGCUGUGGCAUCAUGGCCACGGAUGAGCUGGACGCCUACACCGGCGGCAUCUACUCGCAGUACGUGGAGGAGCCCUCCAUCAACCACAUCGUGUCGGUGGCCGGCUGGGGCGUGGAGAACGGCGUGGAGUUCUGGAUCGUACGCAACUCCUGGGGAGAGCCCUGGGGCGAGCAGGGCUGGCUGAGGAUCGUCACCAGCGCCUUCAAAGGAGGAAGUGGAAGCAAGUUCAACCUGGCGCUGGAGGAAGACUGCAUGUACGGCGAUCCAAUCCUGCCCAAGAACCGCCACUAGAGGAGGAGGUGGUUAUAAGAUUGCGCAAAAAAAAGGGAAUAUCAUGAUUGCUUUUAUUUUAUUUUUUACUGUAGUGCUUUUGAAAAUGUCCACUUUUUACUUUUCUGUAGCCUUUAGCCAGAUACGCUGUGGAAACGACAUGUUUACUGCCGCACAUGCUGAUGUACAUAAGUAGUUGAUGAACUAGAAGACUACUAGCCUAAACUUCAAUCACUUUUGAGCUGAUGCUAGGGCUACCAAAGAUCCUGUCACCAUCUGCGCCUGAUGCAGUGUUAAUAACAGAAUGAGGUGUGUUGACCUGCUGUACUUGUGUCACUAGUGUGUACAUCCGAUCAAAUUGUAAGAGUUUGUCAUGUUCCAUUGAACUACACUGUGAUUUGCCUUUCUUCCUGCAAUGCGAGUCAAUUUAAGAUUGGCAUUUCCGAAAUUAAAGUAUUAAAUCAA
Molecule: messenger RNA, 1473 nt
Organism: Gadus macrocephalus (Pacific cod)
Lineage: Eukaryota; Metazoa; Chordata; Actinopteri; Gadiformes; Gadidae
Gene: ctsz
Product: cathepsin Z
Exons: 6
Coding region: 127-1029 (300 amino acids)
Cellular component (GO): lysosome
Molecular function (GO): cysteine-type endopeptidase activity
Source: RefSeq, a predicted model, not a curated record